GAGAGAGAGCGCAACAGUAGCUGCAAUUCAAUGAGAAGGCUGACAGCAUCUCUGUCUUUUAGAGGUGCAAAUGAAAGAAAGGAUGAAAGGAGGCAAGAAGCACAGUUGAAUAGGAAGGAAUCAGCACAGGAGUCCGCAGCACCAGAGCUGAGCUGAGCUGCAACCGAAAAACAGCCACCCGCUGCUCAGAGUUGCACAGUCAGAGUCUUGUUGCUGCCUGCUGAGAAAGAAGACCAGGCUUAAAGGACAGCAUCACAACCUCUUGCCCUUGGCCUUUGGGAUCCUGUAGCCAUUGUCACACAUGGCUUCCACAUCAGCACUUCAAAGUCAGAGGCACCAUGAAUCCGUGCAGCUCUGGGAUUCUGUGGCUCUUUGGUAGUUCCAAACUGAGCGAUGACGGCCAACCUUCUUCCUAGAGAAGAGAAACCACAGACUCCUAAGUGGCUUGAGUCCAGCCAUUGUUCCUCCUCACCUUUCCAAGAGGGCCCCGCCUACACCAGGACAGCAGCACAUGGGAAAUUAAGCAAGGGGAGCCAUUGAACCCUGCAAAAGUCACAUUUUGUUUAUAAAUGCUCCUGUCAAAGGACACCUCAGUGACUCCAGGAGAAGACCAUUUCAAUGCUCGACAGGUGGAGUCACUGGAAACAACAUUUAUGAGCCUGAUUAUAUAUUUUUUCUGGAGUGACAGAAAACUUCUCUAAGAGACCUAUGUCUCCAGCUAACACAAGGUAAAAAAAAAGGAACACAUUGUCUCUUAAUUCAAGCUCAAGAUAUGUAAUGCUCAACAAACAUGGGUAAAAACCACCAGCUUUAUUUACAUAUAUUAUCUCCAUAGACCAAAGUGGUCACAUGUGCAUGUAUGCAGGUAAAUGUAUUUCUUUCCUCUUCUUCAUCCUCUUACAGUAAAAAGUUUUUUUGGCAGCUAAAUAAAACUACUAGAAAUCAUCAACUUUUGGCCCAUUUACAGCCCUUUUUUGGCACAUUGUUCUCCCAUAGGUGCCUCAAGAGCAGGACAAAUAGGGGUUCAAUGUCCUCCCUUCCUCCCAGUCAGAAUGUAGCAGGCUUUCUGUAUUGGUGGCUCCCAUUUGCUGGGCUGCAUCCCUGCCCACUGCUCUCCCCAUCCUGAUUGGCCUUCCCUCUGCCAUGUAGCCUCUAGCUUGCCAAAAUGAAUGCCCACUGUGUCCAGCUGGGAGGAGAGCAGCUUGCACCCCACUGCUGCCCUGCCAUGAUACUGAGCCCUUUCCUUGUGGCAGUGGUGGUGGUCUUUGCCAGUGCAGUCACCGGCUGCCCGGUCCUGUGCACAUGCCGCAGCCAGGUUGUGGAUUGCAGUGGGCUUCGGCUCUUUUCGGUGCCGCCAGACCUUCCAUUGGACACCAGGAACCUGAGCCUGGCUCACAACCGCAUCGCUACCAUUCCUCCCGGAUACCUGACCUGCUAUUCCGAGCUGAGGGUGUUGGACUUGCGGAACAACUCCCUCGUUGAGUUGCCCGCUGGACUCUUUUUGGCAUCCAAGCGCCUCUCCCACUUGGACUUGAGCUACAACAACUUGACUCACCUGGUGGCUGACAUGUUCCAAGAGGCCUACAACCUGGUGCACAUUGACUUGAGCCACAAUCCCUGGCUGAGGAAGGUGCACCCCCAGGCUUUCCGAGGCUUGGUCCAACUGCGUGACCUUGAUCUCAGCUAUGGGGGCCUGUCUUUCCUCAGCCUUGAAGUCCUGGAGGGUCUCACAGGCCUGGUGACUCUUCAGAUUGGAGGCAAUCCCUGGGUGUGUGGUUGCACCAUGGAGCCACUGCUGAAGUGGUUGAGAAAUAGGAUCCAGCCAUGCAUGUCAGAUACUGAGUUGGCGGAGUGCCGGGAGCCACCCGAAGUGGAGGGAGCCCCUUUGUUUUCACUGACGGAGGAGAGCUUCAAGGCCUGCCACCUGACCUUGACACUGGAUGACUAUCUCUUCAUUGCCUUUGUGGGCUUUGUCGUCUCCAUUGCUUCUGUGGCCACCAAUUUCCUGCUGGGCAUCACUGCCAAUUGCUGCCACCGCUGGAGCAAGGCGAGUGAGGAUGAGGAGAUGUAGCCACAGGGCCUGCUCCUUCCUGCUGCUCCUGCGCCGCCCACUGCCAGGGGGGAGCCAAGGGCUAUCAAGUUCAGGGAAAGCGAAGUGACUUGUCUUUUCCCUACUGUGCCAUUUCCUUGGGCCUACCCCCGAACCACCAACCCCUGUACAACAGCAGCAGACUGCCGCUCGCCAGUCUUUCUUAGGGCUCAUUCAGACUUCCUUUCAUGCUGUGUUUCUAGGCACAAUCCACACUUCAAAGAGCUGUGUCCAAGUGUUCCAACCACCACCACCGAAAACCAGAGCAAAUGGCAAUCUGCAGAAAAUCUGAAUUGCCAAUUCAGGCAACCAACCAACCAACCGAGUUAUCCAGCCUGUGCUUGAAGAGCAGAUUUUCAAAGGGGAGGGGGGAAAGUGCUUGGACAUAGCACUCUAAAGUGCAGACCUAUGCCUGGAAAGCACAGGGUGAAAGGUAAGUGUGACUGGGCCCUUACUAGCUACAGGGGAUGGGGCCAGCCAGGGUAGGGAGAUCGAAGUGUGCCUUGUACAAUCCUCUUCGCACUGGAAACAGCCAGCAAGCCAUGUCCUGGAAAACGACCGAAAGACAUUGAUAGACACUCAAACCAUUCGCCAUCCUUUGCUUUCCUCAUCUCUCAUGCUUUGUAGCACCUUUCUGAGUCAAUGCCUUGAAUGCACGGCUGUAGCAUAAACACACUUUUGCACAUGCACAUCACACUGACUGGCCUGGAAAAAUCAAAGGUUUCCUCUUCGGAGGUCUGAAGCACUCUGUCUCUCGAACCAUCCCAUCCCAUCAUUGCGUGCAUUCUUUCCCAAGUGUGGAAGAACUUUGUUUUUAAAAACCAUUUUUAACAAGUCCCAGUGGCCCAGUCUCUCAAUCUAUUCAUAUAUGCAGCAGUGCCAUCAAGCUCCCCAAGCAGAUUUUGGAGACCCC
Messenger RNA from Lacerta agilis (Sand lizard), 3002 nucleotides. It is a transcript of the gene LRRC55, whose product is annotated as leucine rich repeat containing 55. Gene Ontology annotation, cellular component: voltage-gated potassium channel complex. Gene Ontology annotation, molecular function: voltage-gated potassium channel activity; transmembrane transporter binding; potassium channel activator activity. Lineage: Eukaryota; Metazoa; Chordata; Lepidosauria; Squamata; Lacertidae. The transcript is spliced from 3 exons. The record is from RefSeq and is a predicted model, not a curated record. The coding region runs from base 1166 to 2071 and encodes 301 amino acids.